This is a messenger RNA of Akanthomyces muscarius, 1440 nucleotides long. RefSeq lists its product as uncharacterized. The transcript has 8 exons. Gene Ontology annotation, cellular component: CCR4-NOT core complex; P-body. Gene Ontology annotation, biological process: regulation of DNA-templated transcription; nuclear-transcribed mRNA poly(A) tail shortening. Bases 1 to 1440 code for a protein of 479 amino acids. NCBI's taxonomy places the organism in Eukaryota, Fungi, Ascomycota, Sordariomycetes, Hypocreales, Cordycipitaceae. The record is from RefSeq and is a predicted model, not a curated record.
AUGAAUCGACCAGGUGCCGUACCGCAGACACUCCGAGGAAUGCCAGGCAACUUCGGAGGCCAGCAGCAGCAAUCCCAGCAGCAGCAAAAUCGUGCUGUGUCGAGUCGAUUAUCGAAUGGAAAAUUAGCGUCGGGAAACAACAACUCUGGAUGGGCCUUUAGUGGAGGCGUACCCAUGGGAAACAACAGCAAUGGUGGCUUUCCAACUCAAAACCGGCAACUGGGAGGAGGCGUCAGCUUCGCCCAAAGCUUAGGUGGAUCGCAGCAAGCAGCACCACUCGACUUGUCUGAAUUUCCGUCCUUGUCGAACAACUCGCAACUUGGCAAUCCUUCGCAAGCAUCAAUGUGGUCGACGGCUGGUUCACGAAAUGUGAGCGCGCCUGUGCAACGAAACCAACCAACACCUGUAUCAUCCCAACAAGCGGGUCCAGAAGAGCUCUAUAACUCAAACUCGAGAUCGGCGACGAACCACGGCUCUCUACGUUUCGGUACCCAAACAGGGCCACAGGUCACACCAAGCAGUGUGGAUGACUUUCCUCCUCUAAAUAGAACUGUCAAUGGCGAAGAGAGGAGUGCAAGCCUAAUGUCAUCGUUGGGUAUUAGCGCACAAAGCGCCUCACCGUCAGGCGUAGUGGGCAACAGAGGGAACGGCUUGCUCAAUGCGCUGUCGGCUAACAACCGAGCGAAUGAGCCAAGAUCGCAACCCGCGGUGGGAGGUCCAGCUACUACGGCGCAACCAUCGGAAGACGACAGCCGGUCGAGAGCAGCUGAUCGUUCAAAUAAACAGCUUACGAACAUUGGUAAUGGUGAAACCUCGCCAGGUUUAUCGCUCCAGGACGGCCUCAUCAACAAGAUGAAAGAAGAACAGGAAGGGGGUCCUGUGGAUCCUCUCGCUGGAAUGCCCGAUGCCGAUAAAUGGGGACUGAAGGGACUGAGAACGCUCAUGAACAACUAUCCUGACUACCACGCGCUGGCUGUUGGGGUAGACCCGAAUUCAUUGGGGCUUGAUAUGCAAUCGCCAGACCCCAUUUCAACUCAGCUUUAUUCUUUGUUCGACGACAGCUUGCCAAAGCCGACAGUUCACGCGAGCAAAUUCCGUCUGCCCGAUUGCUACAGCGUGACUAACGUUCAGCCCAUUGAGACGAAGACUCCCAGUUUUAACGAGGAAACACUAUUCUGGAUAUUCUACAGCUGUCCCGCUGAUAUCAAGCAGCAGAUGGCGGCGCAAGAAUUGCAUACUCGUAACUGGCGCUGGCACAGAAAACUCCAGAUUUGGCUUACCAAGGACGAGCAAAUGGCCCCUCAGAUCCUAGGCCCUAACCAUGAGAGAGGAUGGUACAUUGUUUGGGAUGCCAACCACUGGCAAAGGGAGAGGCGAGAAAUCACUCUGCACUACAGUGAUUUAGAAACGGCCGUAAACCCCGGGGCUGUUGGCGCUUAA